UCCAAUGCUCACACCAUGAGCUUCAAUACGUGCAUCUUUCUUUCCAGCCAAACUCCCUUCUCGGCUCAUAACCGAACUCGGACGAACUACAGAGUGCGGAGCCGAGGACGAGCUCGGACGAACUGCAGAGUGCGGAGCCGAGGACGAACUCGGACGAACUGCCGAACUCGGAGCCGAGGACGAACUCGGACGAACUGCAGAGUGCGGAGCCGAGGACGAACUCGGACGUUCUUUUAUUUCUUCAAUCUCAACACUUCUAACACUCUUUCCUCUUCAUUUCGGAAACUCACGCUCACGAGUCCUCCAUCGCCUCUCCUCCACACCCAUACCCUGCCCUCGCGAAUCCCCAAACCGUCCAAAUUCGCCGCCCAAUCCAAGGGCAACGACUCCGCCGACGCGCCGGACCGCCUCAUCUCCGCCAUGGUCUACUUCUACCCCUUCUUCGACGGCGUCCAGUACGGCAAAUACAUCCUCACGCAGUUCACCCCCUUCCAGGCCCUGAUCCAGCCGCUCGUCCCCGCGAUUCGAGUCUUCAAGAGCUUCCCCUUCAACGGAUUCCUCGUCUUCCUCACGCUCUAUUUCGUCGUCGUGAGGAAUCAGAACUUCAGCAGGUACGUCAGGUUCAACACUAUGCAGGCUAUUGUUCUCGAUGUGCUGCUGAUUUUCCCUGACUUGCUGGAGCGGACGUUCAAUCCGAGGGACGGCGUUGGAUUGGAUGUGUUGAUGAGUUUGGAUAGCACCGUGUUUUUGUUCCUGUUGGUUUCGUUGAUCUACGGCUCCUCUGCUUGCUUGCUCGGAAACCUUCCUAGAUUGCCGAUCGUUGCUGAGGCUGCCGAUAGGCAGGUAUUGUGAAUUGCACCUCAUUCUUAUGCAUUUAGCUUUCACCAUUUUAGCUGAUGAUUGAAAAAUAGCGAUUUCUGUAAUUUGUAAUAAUUGUGAUGAUUUUAGCUGGAGAAAUAUAAGUUGAGAUUUUCGGAA
This is a messenger RNA of Salvia splendens (bonfire salvia), 978 nucleotides long. Its product is annotated as protein TIC 20-v, chloroplastic. The transcript has a single exon. The coding region runs from base 16 to 852 and encodes 278 amino acids. Lineage: Eukaryota; Viridiplantae; Streptophyta; Magnoliopsida; Lamiales; Lamiaceae. The record is from RefSeq and is a predicted model, not a curated record.